UGUCAACUUGAAUACAUUGAGGAGCUGUUGAAACAAGAAAUACAAUGAAUGUAGGCCAAUUCUGGGAUUUCUUUGACUAUUAUUAGGCUACCUAACUAGCUUGACGUUAAAUUAAUCUUCAAGAACACCAUUCAAACUCUGAAGAUGGAAAUGUCCUUAAAUGCGAAAGUUGACUCAAUCACUCCAUUCAGUGCUCUGGACAAUCCUCCUUCACGCCCUGAGCUGAGAGAUAAAGAUAGCUUUCAUGUCUUUAUCAGCUACAGCAGCUGUGAUUCACAAUGGACAGAGAACCUCAUCACCUGGCUGGAAUCACCUCAGUGUGGUCUACUGACCUCCUACCAUGAGAGAGAUUUUGUUCCAGGCUGCAGCAUCCUGGAGAACAUGACAAACUGCAUCCAGAAAAGUCAGAAAGUGCUCCUUGUCCUCAGUCAGGACUUUGUGAGGAGUCGCUGGUGUCUGCUGGAGGCCAACCUGUCCCUGUUCAGAGACUGCCUGGAGUGCAAGCCUUUGAUACCGGUGCUACUGGAACGUGACAUCACCAUUCCAAUGCACCUCUGCCACCUAACAUACCUGGACGCUAAAGACCCGGAAUUCCACAGUAAACUGUUAAAAGUACUCUGCACCCCAAAUCACCAGAUGCGAGGUUCCAGUGUGGUGCCUUACCAGCCACCCUCGGUCUACAAUGGCAAAUCUCUGCCGCCUCUCACAGCUGUGAAUGAGGAGGGCCUCCACACGUGGGAGGCUGGUGUGUUCAAUGACCAAGGAGUUCCAGAACAGCUGCAGUUAGUGCUACAGAAUGAGGAGAGGUACAAGGCAGCUAUCAGGAUGGUUAACAAUGUCUCUCAAACAAAAGUCUGGGUCCGGUCUCUGGGCUUUAGGUUAUUGUUAUACUUUCUUGGUAUAGCAUUUACUUUAUUUUUAGGCUUCCCAAUAGCUAUUUGUAUUGGAGAAUAUGGUCCAUCAGCAGCGAUUUACAUCUCCUGUCAAGUGGCGUUUAUUUAUAGACUAUGUUUGUUGCACAUAGACAGUGAUAAAUAUAUAACACAUGAAAUGCAGAAGUGCACCGGCCAAGCUAAUGUUGCUCUUUCUGAGGAGAAGAUUCUAAUGGGCUGUCAGUCACGAACCAAACUGCACCUUGUGUAUGUAUCUGUGGAUGGAUGCAAGCUCAUGUUUAAUGAGACUUACCAGUCAGCCCUUGCUGAGGAGAUGUUCCAAAGGGCCUUGCUCCACUUCUCUUCAGGCUAUGCCAGCUGUUUAGCCAAACGUCACUUCCCCUUUGACAUUUCCAGCUCACAUGGCCACUUGGAAGGUGGCGUGUGCUUCUGUCAGUAUGUCUCUCAGCAGCUGAAGAACGGCAAGUGGUCAUAGGAUUCCAACUACGCUUUAAGGAAUUCGGUGAGAUGCUCUUGCAUGAUCUGCAGAUGUCAGACAUUGCACGAUUAACAUAUUUCUAAUGAUUGAUUCAGCCCUUGCUUUGCUGCAGACACUAGGGUUGUGAUACAUGUAUGAGACUUUUGUCACUUACCUGGAGCUCAUGGGAGGCCCAUCAAGAAGUCAUGUGAAAUUGGUAUGGAUGCAAAGCACUUUUCCACCUGGCUGAGUUAAAUUCCUGUGUUUAUCUAAUCUCUACGAAUGUUUGUU
Messenger RNA from Sardina pilchardus (European sardine), 1641 nucleotides. RefSeq lists its product as uncharacterized. Gene Ontology annotation, molecular function: triacyl lipopeptide binding; transmembrane signaling receptor activity. The coding region runs from base 145 to 1368 and encodes 407 amino acids. The record is from RefSeq and is a predicted model, not a curated record. Lineage: Eukaryota; Metazoa; Chordata; Actinopteri; Clupeiformes; Clupeidae. Gene Ontology annotation, biological process: toll-like receptor signaling pathway; immune response; inflammatory response. The transcript has 2 exons. Gene Ontology annotation, cellular component: plasma membrane.